GGACAACUCGGGUUUGGGGCGGGGCUUCUAUCUCUGACUCAGAAGCAACUAGAAAGAAGCUCAGGUUCAUUAAUAAAUUCACGUGUUGUAUCACUGUGUCAACUACUUAGCUUUUCACUUUUACUACUUGCCGAUUAAAAUGGCGCACUAAACACGUUUAAUCCGGCUUCCCAAAAUAUGACGUUGCGUCUCCCGUGUGUGGCGCACGAAGGGACAUCCUCGGUAGGGCAGAGGACCAAGAGGCUCUCCUGACUUGAGGAACCAUCAUCGGCGCCCCGUAAAAGGUGGGAAAAAGCAUCAUGUGGUGGGCUUGGCCAUUCCUGCCUGCUCUGAUGCUUCUGUCGGAACUUUCGGUGGUGACGGUCCAGACGGCACCAUGCCAGACCUGCCAGAAACUUGCUGAGAGUUUAAUAAAGGGCUUGGAGAGAACGGCCAACAAAAACUUUGGGGGAGGAAACACUGCCUGGGAGGAAGAGAAACUGGCAAAGUAUGCUCGCAGCGAGACUCGCCUCCUGGAGAUAGUGGAGAGGGCAUGUGAGAAAACCGACUUUGAAUGCAACCAACUGCUGGAGAAGAUAGAGGACCAGGUGGAGACAUGGUGGUUCCACAGGCAGCAAGAAGCUCCCGACCUGUGGGAGUGGCUAUGCAUAGAGGAGCUGAGACUCUGCUGUCCACCUGGACACUUUGGACCUGACUGUAAAGAGUGUCCAUCAGGCCCUGGUGGUGUGUGUGGAGGUUUGGGCCGCUGUGAAGGCGAGGGGACUCGAAUGGGAGAUGGAGAUUGUGUCUGCGAUCCUGGAUAUUCGGGUCCCUUGUGCCAGAACUGCGCUGAUGGGUACUACAGAGAGAAAAGGGUUAAUAGCAGCACUGGAGCCUGUGCAGCUUGCUUCUACUCAUGUAAGAAAUGCUCAGCGCCGCAGGACUACAAAUGUCUUGACUGCAAACCUGGCUGGAUGCUUCACGACAACAAAUGCGUGGACAUUGAUGAGUGUGGUACAGAGCUGUCUCGUUGUCCUUCUAACACAUACUGUCACAAUACGGACGGAUCCCAUGAGUGCAGAGGAUGUGACCAGGCAUGUGUGGGCUGCAUGGGCAGUGGUCCUGCCCGCUGUAAGAAAUGUGCACGUGGCUACAAAUUGAAAGGAGCCAAGUGUCUCGACGUAGAUGAAUGUAGUGAACGUGCAAUAGCGUGCCCAGGACUCAAUGAGGCGUGCAUCAACGAGGUAGGCUCCUUCCACUGUGAUUGUGCUGAUGGCUUCAUCAGAAGAGACAGCAUUUGUGUAGAAAAUAAGCCUCCAGUUGAUCCAGAGAAAGGGCUUUUUGACGAAAUGACAGACGACGAGGUUCUUGUUCUGCAACAGAUGUUCUUUGGUGUCGUGAUCUGUGCCCUGGCGACGCUGGCUGCAAAGGGCGACAUGGUUUUUACCGCUAUUUUUAUUGGCGGCGUGGCCGCGAUGGCAGGUUAUUGGCUGACGGAGAAGGGGGACUAUAUGUUGGAUGGAUUCCUGAAGGGUCGCUAGGAUGUUGGAGGAUUUGCUGCAUGUAAGUGUGAACUAAUGACAGCUCAGCUGGGGAUGGGUAAUUUUGUAGCCUUAGUGGGAUUCAAAUGGGUUGGGAAGUCAUUGGAAGGGUCUUAAGUAUGUUUGUGUUCAUCAAUGGAGAACAUCUCAACCUGAAGACUACGGCACUGAGAAGUGUGAAGAAGAAUGAAACCACACUGCACUGAUUUUUAAAGGAACUGAAUUCCGUACCUCAUUUGGUAGGGAAAAUGGUUUUGCAAAGACCUCAACUGAUUGUUCAAGUCAUUUAUGAUAUUAACUAAUCUUCAACAUGUCACCAUGUCCAUUGUUUGUCAUAUAUUUCAAUGCUGUGAAGUACGGAAUACCAAUGAUGUUCAUCACAACUCUGGGAAUCUCCAUUAUUGAAUCCUUCUCUGCAGUAACAAUGCAUGACACUGGAAUGAAAGAACAAGUCAUGAUUUGCAUUCAUUUAUUGUCUUUGGCAUGGAUGACCUGUAACAGAUGCAGAAUCAUGCCCCUGCUACAAAAUGUAAAAGGGAAUUUGCUUAGUUUCAAGCUAUAAUUGUUGCCUUUAAUUUAUUUGUCCAAAAAUAUUUAUUAAACACAUUUUCUUUUAUUUUUGUUGACAUAUCCUGUGUAUACCGUUAAUUUAUUCAAACACAUAUUUUCCACCGGUUUGUUGACCUAACUUUUGUUGUGAUAAGUUGUCAUAAUCAUCACAUAGUCUGCGUUGCUUCCCUUAAAUUCAUGUUCAGCUGUAUUCAUCCUUUUAUCGCUACAUAAAAAAUAGGACAGUC
This is a messenger RNA of Nerophis ophidion (straightnose pipefish), 2317 nucleotides long. It is a transcript of the gene creld1b, whose product is annotated as protein disulfide isomerase Creld1. The transcript has 12 exons. Gene Ontology annotation, molecular function: calcium ion binding. Bases 300 to 1520 code for a protein of 406 amino acids. The record is from RefSeq and is a predicted model, not a curated record. Lineage: Eukaryota; Metazoa; Chordata; Actinopteri; Syngnathiformes; Syngnathidae.